This is a messenger RNA of Striga hermonthica, 2238 nucleotides long. NCBI's taxonomy places the organism in Eukaryota, Viridiplantae, Streptophyta, Magnoliopsida, Lamiales, Orobanchaceae. The record is from the annotation of a GenBank genome assembly.
AUGAAUAAGCUGUUGAUGGAGGAGAAUGAUAGACUACAAAAGCAAGUCUCACACUUAGUUUCUGAAAGCAGACAAAUUCGCCAACAAGAUCCGAACAAAGCACUAGCUACAAAAGACACAAGCUGUGAAUCAGUGGUGACGAGUGGUCAACAACAACAACAACAACAACACAUGAGGCCAAGGGAUGCAAGUCCUGCAGGCCUUUUGUCCAUUGCAGAGGAAACUUUAACAGAGUUUCUUUCAAAGGCCACUGGGACUGCGGUUGAGUGGGUCCAGAUGCCUGGAAUGAAGCCUGGUCCGGAUUCCAUUGGAAUCAUAGCAAUUUCUAACAGCUGCACAGGAGUGGCAGCAAGAGCUUGUGGUCUGGUUGGUCUUGAGCCCACGAGGGUUGCAGAAAUCCUCAAGGAUCGGACUUCGUGGUUCCGUGACUGCCGAGCUGUAGAUGUUGUCAAUGUGCUGCCAACUGCCGAUGGUGGAACCAUAGAACUCUUAUACAUGCAGUUCUAUGCGCCAACGACACUGGCCCCUGGUCGUGACUUUUGGCUGUUACGCUAUACCUCCGUCACGGAAGAUGGUAGUUUAGUGGUUUGUGAAAGAUCUCUUAAUAAUACGCAAAAUGGUCCAAGCAUGCCACCUGUGCAGAACUUUGUGAGGGCUGAGAUUUUACCAAGUGGUUACUUAAUUAGACCUUGUGAUGGGGGAGGGUCAAUUAUCCACAUUGUCGAUCACAUGAAUUUGGAGGCAUGGAGUGUUCCUGAAGUACUGCGGCCACUCUACGAGUCUUCAACAAUGUUUGCAUUAAAGGCCACGAUGGCGGCCCUUCGACAACUUAAGCAUAUAGCUCAGGACAUUUCACAGUCUAACGUAGGCAAUUGGGGCCGAAGGCCGGCAGCUUUGCGGGCACUUGGCCACCGACUGAGCAGGGGAUUUAAUGACGCUCUUAAUGGGUUUAACGAUGAGGGUUGGUCGUCGAUAGGCAAUGAUGGCGUGGAUGAUGUGUCAAUUCUUGUAAACCCGAAUCCCGAAAAAUUGGUGGAAUUUAACAUCUACUUUGGAAAUGGUUACACCUCCAUUUGCAAUUCCGUGUUGUGUGCCAAAGCAUCUAUGCUUUUACAGAAUGUUCCUCCACCGAUACUAUUACGAUUUUUGAGGGAGCACAGAUCUGAAUGGGCAGACAACAUUGAUCCUUACUCUGCUGCUGCUAUUAAAAUUGGCCCGUGUAGUUAUUUAGGGACUCGAAUUUGUAACUUUGGUGGUCAAGUUGUCCUUCCAUUGGCUCAAACGAUCGAGCAUGAGGAGCUCCUCGAAGUAAUUAAGCUGGAAGGCAUUAGCAAUUUACCUGAAGAUGUAAUGAUGUCAAGGGACAUAGUCUUCUUGCAGUUGAGUGGUGGAAUGGACGAAAAUGCAGUGGGGACAAGUGCUGAACUCAUAUUUGCUCCGAUUGACGCCUCAUUUUCCGAGGAUGCUCCUCUUUUGCCCUCUGGUUUUCGCAUUAUUCCUCUCAAUUCUGACAAAGAAGCCCCAAGUCCAAAUCUCACUUUGGAUCUUGCAGCAGCACUUGAAACUGGGACAGCUGGCAAUAAAACACCCGAAGGCAGCAGCUCCAUCACAAGGUCUGUCAUGACUAUCGCCUUUCAGUUUGCAUACGAAAGCCACAUGCAAGAUAACGUUGUCCAAAUGGCCCGACAAUAUGUGCGGGGCACUAUAUCAUCUGUGCAAAGAGUGGCAUUGGCUUUAUCUUCGACUCACUUAGGUCCUCAUGCCAGUCUUCGGGCCUCGCUUGGGACUCCUGAGGCACAUACCUUUUCCCGCUGGAUUUGCCAAAGUUACAAGAGCUUUAUGGGGGUUGAGCUUCUCAAGUACGAUGGUGAAAGGACCGAAUCAUCCAUCCUUAAAGCUUUAUGGCAUCAUUCGGAUGCUGUUUUAUGUUGCUCCCUCAAGGAAGUGCCAGUUUUUACGUUUGCAAACCAGGCUGGUCUCGACAUGCUCGAGACAACAUUAGUUGCACUUCAGGACAUAUCUCUUGAAAAAAUAUUUGAUGAUAAUGGGAGGAAAAAUCUGAGCGCAGAGCUUCCUCAGAUAAUGCAUCAGGGUUUCGGAUCUCUUCACGGUGGCGUGUGUUUGUCGAGCAUGAGCCGACCCAUCUCCUACGAGAGAGCAGUAGCAUGGAAAGUUUUGAAUGACAACAAUAGCCCCCAUUGCUUGUGCUUUAUGUUCGUCAAUUGGUCGUUUGUUUAA